This is a messenger RNA of Camelina sativa (false flax), 705 nucleotides long. RefSeq lists its product as uncharacterized. The record is from RefSeq and is a predicted model, not a curated record. NCBI's taxonomy places the organism in Eukaryota, Viridiplantae, Streptophyta, Magnoliopsida, Brassicales, Brassicaceae.
CAUUAAGAAGAGUAUCAUCACUCCAAAAUUUCUUAACCUUGGCAACAUUCCAAACCAUUCGCCUUUUUUUAAUAAACCAACUCCAAAGGAUUUAAUUAGCAAAACAAGAAAAUUAUAAAGAGAAAGAGAAGUGAUUCAGGUGCGGUGACGUGUAGGAUAUGAAAUUCUUGUUGGAGCUAGUCGUGCCUUGUUUCGGUUCACAGCAGUUCCAAGAAUCCACCGCCGCAACCGCAGACGAUUCGGUUUCAGAAGAAACGCAAACGCUAAUGAAACAGCGAAGGCGGCGGAAACGUGUUAGAGUAGCUGGUCAACCUGGACAGAUAGCAGAGUGGAGACCGUCACUUAGCGUUAUAUCGGAGACCAAACCGGCUAUAACGGAGAAAUCGGUAAAGGACGAAGAGAAAAAGAAAGUUCGUCGGAAAAGUGAAGGCAACGACGGCGGAGAUGCCACGUCGUCACGAUCGGGCGGUGGUCAUGUUCGUUUCCGUAGUGACGAUUUCGGGAGGAAUGCUUUUGAACCGGUGAUCCCGGCGUUCUCACCGACUCCGUUCAUGUUUUGAGUUGAUCUUUUUAAAAAGAUUCUUAUGAAGUUUAUUAUGUGUAUGAUAUGUAAUUAUGUUAUGUAUAGUAGUAAUAAAUUUGUUAAUGGAAAGAUGUAGCACUAUAAUGUAUAUAUUGCUUUGAUAUUAUAAUUACUACCACCGA